Messenger RNA from Biomphalaria glabrata, 2515 nucleotides. Its product is annotated as putative deoxyribonuclease TATDN3. The transcript is spliced from 12 exons. The record is from RefSeq and is a predicted model, not a curated record. NCBI's taxonomy places the organism in Eukaryota, Metazoa, Mollusca, Gastropoda, Planorbidae. Gene Ontology annotation, molecular function: hydrolase activity, acting on ester bonds. Bases 74 to 937 code for a protein of 287 amino acids.
CUUUGAUUGUUUAUACAUGGCUGGCAGCUGGUCUGUCACUCUGUGCAGUUAUUGUUUAUUUUCCAAAUAGUUCAUGGAACAAAAAAGUGAAUUCACCCACAUCGUUGAUGUUCAUACACACUUGUCAGAUGAUUUAUUAAUAAAAGAUGUAGGUGAAAUUAUUCAACGAGCUGUGCAGCAAAAUGUUUAUUCAGCACUAGUGGUUGCAGAAAGCAAGCUAGAUUUCCAGCCAAUAUUGGACUUGCAUCAUAUAUACCCUGAGUUUGUGCUGCCAUGUCUUGGCAUACAUCCAAUACAGAAGUCAGGAAAAAAAGAUGAGAAAGGAAUAGAAAUCAAGAGAAGCGUCUGUCCAAGUGAUUAUGAUGGAGUGGAAGAGUGGAUAGAAAAACAUGUAGAUCUGGUUGGAGCUGUUGGAGAGAUUGGUCUAGACUUCACCCCAAGGUUUUGUCCACUGAAAGAAGACAAAGAAAAUCAGAUUCUGAUUUUUUCAAAGCAGGUCCAGUUGGCAGAAAGACUACAUUUACCAAUAAAUGUGCACUCCAGAUCUGCUAGCAAGCAAACCAUACAACUUCUCAAAGAAAUAGGUGCACACAAUGUUUUACUUCAUGCUUUUGAUGGAAGAGCCUCUACUGCCCUACAAGGUGUUGCUUAUGGUUUUUACUUCUCUAUACCAGCCUCUGUGUGUAGAGAUGAGCAACUUCAAAAAUUGUUGAAAGUUGUGCCAUUAGACCAUUUGAUGAUUGAGACAGACUCCCCUGCAAUAGCUCCAGUGAAAGGAACGGUGAAUGAACCAGCCAAUGCUGUCAUAUCCUGUGAAUAUAUUGCCCAACUCAAAAACGUUGACAUUCAAACAGUUAAACAUAUGACAACUGCAAAUGCUAUGAAACUGUUUCCAAAGCUUGCAACACUUCCUUGCCAAAUGAUGUCACAACUUUAGGCAACUUUCAAUAAACAUUAAUAGAAAUAGAAUUUGAUAACUUUACUACAUUACACAUUCUUGUACAAAGAAAUCGAGUACUUAAUAUAAUAUUGGAAGUAAAAAUCUAACAUUUCUAGUUGUUGUAAGAAAAUGCUAAGUGUGAUGUGAGACUUGGUCAACAUUUUUUUGUCUUGGUAUGUUUAUCCCAAGGCCAUUACUAUAAUGGAAACAUAUCCACACAUGACUCAUCAGUAAGGCAAGCAAAGCAAGUUUACUUUAGGUCAAAUAAUGAUUUUAUAAGUAUAAAGGAAACAAAAUAAGUGGAAACAAUUUCCUUGAUUGAAACAAUGUCUCUAUCAAGAUAAUUAUUAUAAGGAUGUUUCUGCACUGUUGUUACAUUGGUGGACUCAAGGGUCCUUAUCAGUGGCUUUGACUCAACUGGACUUAAUUUAUUCACUUAUCUUAAUAACUGCCAUUAAUUCUCUUGAAAUAAAACCAGUUAAGAAGUAUGUAUCCAAAUAGCCCAGCUUAAAAUAUGAAGUUUUUAGGCAGUAAAUGUUAUUUCAAAACAAUAUAUCAUAGUUCUUAGGCAGUAAAUGUUAUUUCAAAACAAUAUAUCAUAGUUCUUAGGCAGUAAAUGUUAAAUGUUUUUUCAAAACAACAUAUCAUAGUUCUUAGGCAGUAAAUGUUAUUUCAAAACAAUAUAUCAUAGUUCUUAGGCAGUAAAUGUUAUUUCAAAAAAAACAAUAUAUCAUAGUUCUUAGGCAGUAAAGGUUAUUUCAAAACAAUAUAUCAUAGUUCUUAGGCAGUAAAGGUUAUUUCAAAACAAUAUAUCAUAGUUCUUAGGCAGUAAAGGUUAUGAACGUUAUCAUUAUCAAGAUGUUUCUAAAAUCCUUAAAUAAAAUCUAAAAGAGAUCAUUGUAACAUAGGUGUUAAUGAAAGAAAAUAAAUGUGGCACAAUGGAAGUCAUUCUUAGUAAGAGAACAAUCCACAUUCAUCCAUACAUAACAACAAAUGAAAAGAAAAAAAAAGAAGCCAUACCAGGUAUGAAGAAUUUUAUAAUAUCCUGUGUAUUUUCACUAAAAAAAUAAAACUAUAACAAAUGCCAAUCCUAGAUAUGAAAGAACUUAAUAAGCCUUUAAUUGAAAGCUUUUAGUGUAAUGUAUUUUGAUUCAAAAUUCUUCACUGUUACUUGGUCAUGGGAAGGAAUGGUGGCUGAGUGGUCAAGCGCUUGGCUUCCGAACUUGGAGGUCCUGGGUUCCAAUCUUGGUGAAGACUGGGAUUUUGAAUUCCUGGAUUUUUUUUGAGCAUUCCUGAGUCCAUCCAACUCUAAUGGGUACCUCAUUUUAGUUUGGGAAGGUAAAGGCUGUUGGUUGUUGUGUUGGCCACAUAACAACCUGCUUGCUAACCGUUGGCCAAAGAAACAUAUGACUUUAACAUCAUCUGCAAGAAACAUAUGACUUAAACAUCAUCUGCCCUAAUUCGCAUGUACGAUAUUAUUAUGAUGUUACUGAUACUGUUAUGAAAUUAUGAUUAUAAUGAGGAGCUUUUUUUUUUUUUUGAAAUACUUACUAGUAAAACAAAAGGCAUACAGUA